GGCUGCCCAGGCCGAUGCUCUGCAGCGUCAGUUUAUGUAUGAAGUUAAGCUUUUGGUAGAGAACGAGCGUGCCGUUCGACUCGAUAAGCUCGAGAAUGUUAGCAAGCGUUUCAAGGCUCUUGAGAAUGCUGCCAACACCACAGCUUCUGCUCUCGACAGAUCCCGUCGUGGACAUCUCAGCUAUGUCAACCUCACUUACCUCCAGGAUACCGCUAACAAUAGAAUCAAGGAAAGAGAUCUUGCUGAGCGUUUCGAGAUCGUAGCCAAGGAGGCCAGACGCGUAGCCCUUGUUCCUUUGGAUGGUGGCUUUGGAGCUCAUAUUUUGAGUUUCUUCCUGUCAACUCUCAUGUUCAAAAAGCAUGGACUUGUUGAGGGUGACGAUCUUGAGUCCGUAUUGUCCAGAACUGGGCAUUACCUCAAGACUGGAGAUUUGGAUACUGCCGUUCGUGAGUUAAACCAGUUACAGGGGUGGCCUAAGGUUUUGGCAUUUGAUUGGCUCGAGGCCGCACGUCGCCACUUGGAGUCUAAGCAAGCAAUGGAGGUUCUUGAGACUGAAAUCAUUCUUAACAGCUUGGUCGAAGCCUCAUAAGGUGGAUGUUGUAUUCAAAGAAAGAAGAAAAAGAAAAAAAGGAAGAAAGAAAAAAAGAGAAAAAGAAAGAGAAACGACAUAAGCUUUGUACCCUAGAAAUGAAGUUUUUUUUUAUCUGACAACCCCCACACUGUAGAAAGUCAAAAUAUCAUUCUUUUAAUGUGGCGACAUACCAAUUUAUUCAUAUUCACCAAGACCAAGGAAUGAUUAUGCAUAAUUUGGAGUAAGCCAAGGUGGAUAAAUCAGCGCAGUCUAAUGUAGCGUCUAGUUGGACGGCUGAAGUGAAUGUGAACAAUAUACACUUCAUCUUGACGUCAAGUAAAAUGGGAUUAUUUUAUCUUUCGACCUUUU
This is a messenger RNA of Phycomyces blakesleeanus NRRL 1555(-), 940 nucleotides long. RefSeq lists its product as hypothetical. The transcript is spliced from 2 exons. Lineage: Eukaryota; Fungi; Mucoromycota; Mucoromycetes; Mucorales; Phycomycetaceae. Gene Ontology annotation, biological process: cristae formation. Gene Ontology annotation, cellular component: MICOS complex. The coding region runs from base 35 to 589 and encodes 184 amino acids. The record is from RefSeq and is a predicted model, not a curated record.